GGGAUGGCUCCGCCGCCUCGCUAAGCUACUGCUGAAAGUUUGCGGAAGUUUAUUUUUACAGCUUGAAGUUGAAGUCAGUCGUUAAAAGGGUCAAAAACAGACACGAGACGAAACCUUUUUUUGUCAAGAGUCAAGAGAUGGACCUUGGUUCAGAGAAAAUACAACGGAUUCUUUCCAAGUACAAGUUCCGUGAUGUUGCUAUUGAGGAGCUGCAGAAAAUCCAUCGCAUCUUCCCUGGGAUGAUACCAUCCACAGGCACAUACACAUUUACUGACAGCACCCAGAAAGAUCUCCUGAAAUUAAUUGGUAACCUCCCUGUUCAGUAUGAAGGCCGCUCCUACAACUUCCCUGUCCAGCUGUGGCUGCUGGACUCGUUCCCCUUCACUCCUCCCAUAUGCCUCCUGAGGCCGACCUCUAACAUGGUCAUCAGAGAGGGCAAGCAUGUUGACGCUCGAGGACGGAUGUUCUUGCCAGGGCUGCACAACUGGGAUUAUCCCAAGUCCUCUGUUGUGGGUCUUCUGAAUGAGAUGAUUGCCAAGUUUGAGGAGGAUCCUCCACUGUCCGCAAAGACCACAGGAGAUAAUAAAGACCCCCAUGACCUGCUGGCUUUUGUCUCUAACUUGCAAAUCAAUGAUGGUGGAAUCAAACAUCACGAUAAAUCAAUCAAGAAAGUCUCAGUUAUUGGGGGAGGAGAUUUAGGAAUGGCAUCAGUGAUGAGCAUUUUAUCAAAGUGUAAAUUGGAUCAACUUGUUUUUAUUGACAUCGCUGAGAGUUCCACCAAGGGCGGCAGCACAGAUCUUGAGAUUUUCAGUCUGCCUAAGGUUGAGGUAUCCAGAGAUUUGUCAGCCUCAGCUGGCUCCACGGUCAUCGUGGUGACUGCGAACUCAUGGAGCAGUGAGCAGUCUUACGUGAGUGUGGUUCAGACUAAUGUAGACUUGUACAGAGGAAUCAUCCCAAAUCUGGCGCGUCUCAGCCCCAAUGCCAUGUUGAUCAUCGCUUCACAACCAGUGGACAUCAUGACCCAUGUUGCCUGGAGGCAGAGUGGCCUACCGCCGACACGGGUGAUCGGAGCGGGGUGUAACUUGGACUCAGAGCGACUAAGUCACGCCCUGGAUAUUAAUCUGAACACUCACAAACCAGCCUGGGUCAUAGGAGAGCUUUCAGAGAACAAAGUUGCUGUGAUGGGAAACACUGGGCUGAGCUCCAGUGCGCAGCCAGACAUCGCAUCAGGAACCAGCUCUACCAAACCACUGUUAGACAGAGCGUUUGAGAUCAUGAAGAAUCGAGGCCAGCGGUCAUGGUCUGUGGGUCUGUCCAUUGCUGACAUCACAAACAGUGUCCUGACAGAUAAGAAGAAGGUCCACUCUGUCUCCACACUGGCUCAGAGCUGGGGUGGCAUAGGUGCCGAGGUGUUUCUCAGCCUGCCGUGCAUCAUAGGAUCAAACGGUUCCACACGCUUGGCUGGAGUGUCCCUGGGACAGGAGGAAGAUUCCAAACUGAGGAACAGUGCCACCUCCCUUUCUAACCUCAUGAGUCAGCUCACAAUAUGAGUUUGCACUCGCAGUUUUGGCUUAACUGACCAGUCUGGGAACAGCAGGUGCUCACUGACAGGGCAGUUUCACAGCCAACACACCCACAGCAGAUGGACUGAAGUUAUGGACAAAACUGCUGUCCUAAAUAUGCAGAAUUUAAUCAAAAGACUUGUUUCUAUAUUGCCACUGGAUACUGUGUAUUAACCAUGGGUGAAAAUAAUCAGAUAUAUAAAUGUGCAAAUUGCAUUUUUGUAAUUAAAUGUACCAGAACUGAGAUGUUUUUCUCUUUUGUCUCAUACAAAAUCUACAAUCUGGAACAUGUUACAUGAAUGCCCUGUGAUAUGUUUUUUGAAGAAGUUAUAUUUUUAUAAGAGCUCGAGUAAAAUUUGGCCUGCACUACUUUUACCUAAGAUGGAUGUGAUAAUUCUAAUUGUUAUUGCAUUAACCUGUUAUUUAAUUCCUUUAGAGAAAAUCAGGGUGUUGGCAGAUGAAGUGUCAGACAUGCAGUACAGGGUGCUGGUGCUGAGUUAAAACACAAAUGAUUAAAUAAAGGUCUGUAUAUUUUGAGGGCUUGCAAUGUUUAAUGACAACAUGAAAAAGCUGUCUGAAAUGCCUCUCUAUUUAAAUGUUCUUUGCUCUCGUUUUGUUUACUUUGUGUGAAAUACUUGCUCAGCUAGACCCUAAGAUACAUACAGUAAGACUACACGAAUUUGUGGGUGUGCAAUAAAUACCUGAAACCAUA
Molecule: messenger RNA, 2274 nt
Organism: Scatophagus argus
Lineage: Eukaryota; Metazoa; Chordata; Actinopteri; Scatophagidae
Gene: uevld
Product: UEV and lactate/malate dehyrogenase domains
Exons: 12
Coding region: 138-1550 (470 amino acids)
Biological process (GO): protein modification process; protein transport; carboxylic acid metabolic process
Molecular function (GO): oxidoreductase activity, acting on the CH-OH group of donors, NAD or NADP as acceptor
Source: RefSeq, a predicted model, not a curated record